Molecule: messenger RNA, 838 nt
Organism: Rotaria sp. Silwood1
Lineage: Eukaryota; Metazoa; Rotifera; Eurotatoria; Philodinida; Philodinidae
Source: the annotation of a GenBank genome assembly
AUGAAUAACCAAGCAAUUGAUAUGUUAAAGGAAAUUCAUGAAGCAACUGGAUUGAUUCAUAAAGAUAAUCAACAAAUACAUUACUAUGGCGCUAAUAAUGAGCAUGAUGACGAAGAAGAAGAACGAGGAGAAGAAAUGGAUAAUUUUUCUACAAUAGGUACUGAGAGUGACGACGACAUGCCACUGUUAAUUGAAAAUCAGGUUCAUUUCAACAAACGUCAAACAAUAGAAGAAAAUUUAAUUGAUGAUUCAACAAGUCAAUUGCCAAUAUCACUGCUAUCAACAGGAACAGAUCCAUCCACUUCAACACCGAUAACGACACAUCAUAAAAGGCCCAAGCGCUUCAACUUAUCUAAUGAUCAUUGGAAGCAAGUGUCAACACUCAUACCAAACUAUAAGAAAUUAUCUCCGGAUCAAUUCAAAGAUUUGUUAGUUAAAAUGAUUUCUCUUGGUGAUCGCCAUAAGAUAGAGCAAUGGUUAACACAUUUAACAAUGUUACAAUAUCUACAACAACGUGCUGAAUUAAUCUGUACUUUUUUUCAAUUGAAAAUUGAAGAACAUUAUUGGAAUAAUGUCGCUAAUUUGACAACCAUGCCCAUAGAUGCAUAUCUUGUCAAAUCAUUCUAUGAUUUAAAUCCAACACAAGAACAGAUUACAACUGCUCAAACGAUUUGGCGCACAAAAGUAAAAUCAUGUAAACGAGUUAUUCGUCAAAAAAAGAAGCAUCAUUCAUCCAUCAUGCACUCAAUAAUAAUGAACACAAUGGAACAACAGCAACAACAGGAAUUACUAUCGAUACAAUCCUUCAAUGCAUCGAUGCGUACUAUUAUCCAAGCAC